Molecule: messenger RNA, 633 nt
Organism: Closterium sp. Yama58-4
Lineage: Eukaryota; Viridiplantae; Streptophyta; Zygnematophyceae; Desmidiales; Closteriaceae
Source: the annotation of a GenBank genome assembly
AUGGUGAAACGGCCCAAGACCGGCCAACAGGUGUGCAAGGACUGCUUCUUCCGUCUGUUCGAGUCCGAGAUCCAUGCCACCAUCGUUGAGAACAAGCUCUUCAAGCGAGGCGAGAAGGUGGCAGUGGCUGCGUCAGGGGGCAAGGACUCCACCGUGCUUGCGCACAUCAUGUCUCUCCUCAACGCCCGCCACGACUACGGCCUGCAGCUGUUCCUGCUCUCCAUUGAUGAAGGGAUAACAGGGUACAGAGACGACUCGCUGGAGACAGUCAAGCGGAACGAGAAGCAGUACGGCAUUCCCCUCACCAUCCUCUCUUACAAGGACCUCUAUGGGUGGACCAUGGAUGAGAUAGUCGCAACUAUCGGCCGCAAAAACAACUGCACGUUCUGCGGGGUGUUCAGACGACAGGCUCUAGAUAGAGGGGCAGCGCUCCUGAGGGCGGACAAGCUAGUCACGGGCCACAACGCAGACGAUUUUGCAGAGACAGUGUUGCUCAACCUGCUGAGGGGGGACGUUGCACGGCUCAGUCGCUGUGCCGCCAUCACCACGGGGGAGGACUCUGCCCUUCCCAGGAGCAAACCGUUCAAAUACACCUACGAGAAGGAGAUUGUCAUAUAUCCGCCCCCGAUCUAA